Molecule: messenger RNA, 2873 nt
Organism: Caenorhabditis angaria
Lineage: Eukaryota; Metazoa; Nematoda; Chromadorea; Rhabditida; Rhabditidae
Source: the annotation of a GenBank genome assembly
AUGCAACACGUUGUUCAGAAAGUAUGGAACCAAAAAUUUGUGAAUUUUAGUAAAUCUACCCUCCUGAACAACGCAAUGCAUUCAGUUUUUGAUAAAAAUCAUCUCUAACAUGAGUAAUGGGCUCUCAAAAUCACGAAAUUUCAGCUCAUUUUUGGGCUCUUCAGAGAGUCGCGCAGCAAAAAUUGAAAACAGGAUCAUCUUUUGUUUUUCCAGGCAACUCUACGAUGGGCCAAUUCUGAAUGUGAACGAAAAAAUCUGCCAGCAGAUGCUGAUAAUAAGCGAGCUGUUCUUCAAAAAGCCCUGCCACUUAUUCGUUUUCCGCUGAUGAAAAUCGACGAAUUCGCGUUGUUUGUAGGUAUGUCGUUGAAAAAAACCCGAUUUUUCUGGAAAUUUGAAAAAUUCACAAGAUUCUCGUCAUUUUGAGACCAAAUUUCAACCAGGAAAAUGUACGUUUCAACAAAAUUUGUUGAAUUUUUUUUUGGUUGAAAAAUCUGCUAUUUGAGUUUUUUCCAAUUUCUCUAAAAUUGCUCAUGUUAAAGACUGUUAAAAGCAAAGAAUCUUGAGCAAAAAGGAAAAAAAUCAAUUUUUUUGUUUGGAAAUUGGAAAAAUUCACGGGAUUCUCGUCAUUUUGAGACCAAAUUUGCUAAUAAUUCUGAUUUUCCAGUCAAAAAUUGGGAUUUUUCAGUUCCCAGACCUAAAAAUAGCUGAAAAUAUCGAUUUUCCAGUCAAAAAUCGGGAUUUUCAGCUCCCAGGCCGAAAAAUAGCUAAAAAUUAUAAUUUUUCAGUCAAAAAUUGGGAUUUUCAGCUCACAGACCUGAAAAUAGCUGAAAACUCUCAUUUUUCAGCUCCCAGACCAGAAAAUGCUGAAAAUCUUGAUUUUUCAGUCAAAAAUUGGGAUUUUCACCUCCCAGACCUAGAAAAUAGCUGAAAAUUCUGAUUUUUCACUCAAAAACUGGGAUUUUCAGCUCCUAGAUCAAAAAAUAGCUGAAAAUUCUGAUUUUUUAGUUCCCAGGCCUGAAAAUAGCUAAAAAUUCUGAUUUUUCAGUCAAAAAUUGGGAUUUUCAGCUUCCAGACCAAAAAAUAGCUGAAAAUUCUGAUUUUUCAGUUUCAAAGCUUGAAAAUAGCUGAAAAUUCUGAUUUUUUAGUUCCCAGACCUAAAAAUAGCUGAAAAUGCUGAUUUUCUAGUCAAAAAUUUGGAUUUUCAGCUCCCAGACCUAAAAAUAGCUGAAAAUUCUGAUUUUUCAGUCAAAAAUCGGGAUUUUCAGCUCCCAGGCCUAAAAAAUGCUGAAAAUUCUGAUUUUUCAGUCAAAAAUCGGGAUUUUCAGCUCCCAGACCUAAAAAUAGCUGAAAAUAUUGAUUUUUCAGUCAAAAAUCGAGAUUUUCAGCUCUCAGACCCAAAAAAAUAGCUGAAAAUCUCAAUUUCAGAACCCACCGGUUUGCUAUCCGAUCGAGAAAUGAACAAGAUCUUCAAAUAUCUCGCUGUAAAUCCAAGCGAUCGUCCAGUUUUGAUCUAUUCGGAUCGUGUGCGAUGUUCGAUUUCCAAAACUGAAUGCGUGGUUUCGCGAUUUCAAAGAACCGAAAAUCGAUGGGGAUAUAAUGGGACACCUGAUAGAAUUAAGUGAGCUUGAAAUCCGGAAUUUUUUCAAAAAAAUCCAGAAUUUUUCAACAAAAAAUCACUUCAGAUUCACCGUGGAUCGUAGAAUUUUCGUCGUUGGCCUUGGAUUGUAUGGAAGUGUUUUGGAACAACAUGAAUAUAAGGUUCAAAUUAAGAUAAUCCACUGUGGGACUAGUAAAACAUUAGCCGAACAUGACACGAGUUUUGUUAGUGAUGGAAGUUCGAAUUCGAAUCGAGUGUGUUUUAAGGAACCUGUGGAGAUUUUGCCUGGAAUUACUUAUAUUGCAUCGGCGUUGAUUAGAGUGAGUUUGAAAACUUGGGAAAUUUUCAAAAAUAAAAAUUAAUUCUGGGGUGAUUCUUGAGUCGAAAUUUUUGUGUGGAAAAAAUUAGGAAAAAAUGAAGUUUUUUGACAUUCGAAAUUUUUUUUUCAAAUUCAAAUUAAAAAUUUAUUUUUUUCAAAAAAUUUUUCCAGGGAGAUUCAUAAAAAGUGGGUCCAAAUGUGCUGAAAAUUCUAGCUAAAAAAUGAAAAAAAAUCUGAAUUGUCUGAUUUUCCGGAAAAUUAGACAAAAAAUAAAAUUUGUGAAAAUAUUUAGUUUUUUUUCGAGAAAUUAUGGUUCCAAGAAGAUUUUUAAACUAAAUUUCAAAAUUUUCAAUAAAAAUUUCCCCAUGUUUUUCUGUAAAUUUUUGAGAAAAUUUCGAACUAAUUCAAAAUUUUCCUUUUUCAAAACUUUUUUCACUCAAAUCACUUCAAAUCUUGAUGAACCAGAAAAAUUGUUCAAAACUUUCUCUGAAAAUUUAAUUUAUUCAUGUUUUUUGGGUAAAUCGACUAUCUGCUUUUCAGUUUUUCACAAAAAUCAUCGAAAAUUGAGUUAUGCUAACUCUUAUGAGCCCAGAACUUGGCUCAGAGGUCCUAAAAUCUUAGGGUGUUAUUAUGACCCCAAAAGCUGUUUUUUCUGAUUUUCCAGAAAAUUAGAAAAAAAUCACAAAUCUGUGAAAAAUAUUUACAUAGUUUUUGUCCAGAAAUUAUGGUUCCAAGCAAAAUUUUCAACAAAAAAACUGAAAAUUUCAGAAUUUUUCUCAAAAAAAUUUUUUUUUCCAGGGAGCCGAUUCCUACUAUGGCACAAAAGGCCUUCGUCGAAUAAUGUUGAAUGAAGGAGAUGUGACAUUUCAAUUCACAUACGCAGCCAUGAAUAAUAAUGGAACAAGUGUUGAAGAUGGACAAAUUCCCGAAAUUGUAUUUUAUGUGGCACACAAAUAA